Messenger RNA from Myodes glareolus (Bank vole), 2566 nucleotides. It is a transcript of the gene Ntmt2, whose product is annotated as N-terminal Xaa-Pro-Lys N-methyltransferase 2. NCBI's taxonomy places the organism in Eukaryota, Metazoa, Chordata, Mammalia, Rodentia, Cricetidae. Gene Ontology annotation, molecular function: N-terminal protein N-methyltransferase activity. Gene Ontology annotation, cellular component: cytoplasm. Gene Ontology annotation, biological process: N-terminal protein amino acid methylation. The record is from RefSeq and is a predicted model, not a curated record.
CUUUACUUUUAGCACCUGCUGGCUUGGAGUGGUGUCGCGCAAGCAAUCAGAAGGUGGGUGGAUGUGCCAAGAGCCUGACCUCCCCAUGGCUGCUGUCCCUCCCCCUACAACCCAUGACAGCCUGUCCUGAUAUAGAUGGACCUGGGACUGGUUUAAAAUGACAGUCUCAAGUUCUUUGAGGAAGAGAAGAGUAAUUCAAAGGAACAGCCAGACAAGCUUCCUUUCUCUGCCGGAAUAAUUAUCAGCCCCCUUCCCCAUGGCCCACCUGGGAGCCCAUUUUGCCUUUAGAUCCCGCUGGCAGAAGACCGAUGAUGAACUCUGUCGACAUAGCAUGUCCUUUAUCCUUCACAAGGCCAUUCGCAAUGACUUCUUUCAGAGCUAUCUCUACCUGCUGGAAAAAAUUCCCCUGGUAAAACUGUACGCUUUAACAAGCCAAGUUAUUGAUGGUGAGAUGCAGUUCUAUGCCAGAGCCAAACUUUUCUACCAAGAGGUACCGGCCACAGAAGAAGGCAUGAUGGGAAAUUUUAUUGAACUAUCCAACCCAGAUAUCCAGGCUUCUCGUGAAUUUCUUAGGAAAUUUGUUGGGGGGCCGGGGAGAGCGGGCACUGGCUGCGCCUUGGACUGCGGCUCUGGAAUAGGCAGGGUCAGCAAGCACGUCCUGUUGCCUGUUUUCAGCAGCGUUGAGCUGGUGGACAUGAUGGAGUCUUUCCUCCUGGAAGCCCAGAGCUACUUGCAGGUCAACGAGGACAAAGUGGAAAGUUACCACUGCUACAGCCUGCAGGAAUUCACGCCUCACUUAGCAAGAUAUGACGUCAUCUGGAUUCAGUGGGUCUCAGGAUACCUGACGGAUAAGGACCUCCUUGCAUUUCUUUCCCGCUGCCGAGACGGCCUGAAAGAAAAUGGUGUUAUCAUCCUGAAGGACAAUGUAGCACGGGAGGGCUGUAUCUUCGACCUGUCUGACAGCAGUGUGACUCGGAACAUGGACAUCCUCCGAAGCUUGAUCAGGAAGAGUGGGCUGGUGGUUCUGGGCCAGGAGAAGCAAGAGGGCUUCCCUGAGCAGUGUGUUCCUGUGUGGAUGUUUGCCCUGCAUAGUGCUAGACGGUCCUGACCUGCAGUGGGAAUGAACAGUCAGACCAGACACUGGGGCUUUGCUUCAGGACUGGGUCUAUCUCGAGGUGCCCCAUGUGGUGCAGACAGAGAUGGAAAGAAGGGACACGGUGUGUGUCUAGAACGAUUGAUGAUGUACAAACUAUUGCUAAUAUGAUGCACACGUUGUGAUGUGUGCACAUUUUCUGAGAGAUGGAAUAAAACACCAAGAAAGUGCUUCAGGGAACUUCCUGCUUACACCUGAACUAUGCAAGUGUGUAUGAAGACCCGAAAAAGAAACAACACUCACAAAGGACAGACUGUGUUGGGCACUGAUGAUUUGUGUUACACAGCUGAUCACAGAAUGAGGUAGAAAGCCCAGACCCCUUUCCCUGGCCCUGUUUCAGCUACACUAUACUUUCUUCCUCUUUGCUCUUAUAGCUCCUCUUGAACAAACAUCUCCACCUAAUUAAGAAGGUACUAGUCAAAUAAUCUUAUGAAAACAAGUCUAUUAAUUUUGUCUUAGGCCUUCUUUUGGCAGAAAAAGUAUAUGGUUUCACUUUCUAUUUUUGGGACAGUUUUACUACCAAUGAUGUAAUACGGAUGUAAUCUGAUAACAGAUGCUUGCAUUUCCAUGAUGAGGAAGUGUCUCCUUUCAGGAGAAAUGUUAGACACUGGAGUCUCACCCCAACCAUAUAAGUAAAUGUUGUCAAUGAUCUAAAUUUAGCCACUGGCUUUCAACAGUGCCUGCUUCUUUGCAUCUGCUCCUCAUUCCUUGAAUGAAAUGAAUGUACCUUGAAAGAGAAUCAUCAAAAGAAAUAGGCAAAUAAAAUGAAGCUUAAAUACUGACUUGGUUGGGUUCAGAUAAAGAUUUAGUUUAAAUAAAAUAAUCUAAAAAUCUUUCAAAAGGGAUAAUGAAAUUCAGUUUUUAUUAGCACAAUGCUUAGAUAUGAUUAUUUUGUUUUUAAAACACCUCAGCACCUUUGUGUUGCAGCAGAGUGAUGUGUUUUGACCCUGAAAUUUAAAGAACCAAUUUAAAAAAAGAAAAUCUACUGCAUGGUUAUAUACCACCACAAAAAAAUCAUAUAUUUAAAGUCAUAGCUCUAGAAUAAUAGAGAAUAGUUAUAAUGUAUUAUUAUAAAUGCAGCAUUACUGUCAUAGUUGUAUUUUUAUGCCCAGAAAAUUACAUCACUUCUGUUCUUGGGACCUUGGCCAUUCAUGCACCUGGAAUGAUGUAGCAGAAAGUGAGUCAGACAAGUCAGAGGACAGAAUGAAAUCAAAGAGUAAACUGUUGGAGACACUAAUAGACAGAGUAUGACAGAAGCUGGACUUACUCUUGGUGUGUCUCUGAACAAAUUAGAAUCUUCUUUGGAAGUUGAUUUAGGAAAAAUGCUGUGGCAUUUCAUUUGUGUUUUAAUAAAUAAAGUUUGCCUGAGGAUCAGAAAAGUGAAACAGCCACACUGGCCAGCUUCAUAGACCA